Molecule: messenger RNA, 1984 nt
Organism: Mytilinidion resinicola
Lineage: Eukaryota; Fungi; Ascomycota; Dothideomycetes; Mytilinidiales; Mytilinidiaceae
Exons: 4
Coding region: 59-1855 (598 amino acids)
Source: RefSeq, a predicted model, not a curated record
CAACUCACUUGCAGCUAUAAUAAACCAAAUUCUACUUACACAACAUCGCUCAUCAGCCAUGACUACCCGUCGGAAGACCUCACAACCGCCCACAGGAGCCGCGGAAUCCAAGGUCGAGCGCAAGAGGGUUCAGAACCGCAUCGCGCAGCAGCACGCUCGUGAGAAACAGAUUGCGCGCAUACGGGAGCUCGAGUCCUUUGUCGAUCGGAUAAGGUCUGCUGUUGAUGAGGAAGAUGCAGGCGAGGAUGAUGCGAGCUUUAUGGAGAAGAACCCGAAGCUUACCAAGACGUUUUUGGAGGUCCUGGAUGAGAAUGCGAAACUCAAGCAGAGUUUACUGAGGAUGAGAAAGAGUAUGAUCAGUUUGAGCACGCAUGCGGCGGAUGGUGCCGGUGAUGCUAUAUAUGAGAAACUCAACUUCCAGGCAGAUGAUAGAGAGGCUUCAGAAACUGCAGAAUCUACUGCUUAUCUAGAGAUCACACCCUCUGGGCUGCGAAAACAGGAGUUUCAAGCCUCAUCGGCGCACUUUGGUGGUUCUCGCCAGGAGUUUUACGAAAGCAUAGUCCGGGACAACAUAACGGGACAAGGUUCAGGCACAUUUCCUGUUAUAACCUCAAGCGCAACCGUCCCUACCCUAACCAAAGCUUCUCACCACUCUCGCCAAUGCCUUGAUGCUCUCAGCUUUAGUGCCGCGGAUGACCUGGUUCCAAAACCCGUCGGCGACCUUAGCCAGCCAAUUGACCCUAGUCUUCAUUGCAUUGAAACGCAUAUACCAGAGAUGUCUUACAAUACUGAAAGCCAACUUUCUUUCCACGAGAUGAUGGCUCACGAGAUACUUCUGCAAUCAAAUCCAUCUCCCCAACAAAAUCUACUACAUGAUGAGGCCCCUUUCUUCCAAUCUUACACCAAUCAACCGGCUGAACCACACACCGAGCCUCAACCCUCGGACCUGGCAUGUAGCCCUGGCCUUAGUAUCUCCUCCAAGUCUUCAUCUGUCAUGGAGAACUUCGAGCAGGUGCUAUCCAUCUACAUCUCCCAGAUGCAGCAACUAACAGAAGCUCUCUGGAAAAGUUUGCUAGCAGCAGCCGUACGCGUUCUCUUCUCCUGGACCCAAUUAGAGGAAUACGCACAAUGUAUUGGUCAAGGAAGACUCCACGAAUCUAUUGUCCGGUGGCGCCUCGAGCCCACCUCUGCAAACCGCGAAGCAAUCCGCCGACCGUUCCGCCCUACCGACCUCCAAUCCAUCGUCAUAUGCACGACUCGCUACUCUCCUUGGCUUGAUUUCAUACCAUGGCCUGAGUUACGUGACCAGGUGCUUUUUCGGAAGGAUACCAUCGACGCCGGGGACGUGUUGCAAGAUAUCUUGGAAAACGUGGUCAUCGAACUACCUCAUUUAGGCGUUGCGGUAUUCAUGCGUGCACUGUUUCUCGAGACACGAAAGAAGAUCGUUACCGCCGAUUUUCACGAUCGCCAGGUGUCGUACGAAGGUGAUGAUAAGCACCGGAGCCUGGAAUUUGCAGUAGACACGAACAUGUCUAUCCGCACGAACUUUACUCCGGAAGAGCUUUCUAUGCAGCCAGCAGCAGCAAUAGCGCAGAUCAAGGAGGAGAUGGAUGCUGAAAUUGAUAUUACCAGCAAGAGACUUGAUACUAGUGCUGCUACGAGCGCAGGAUCUAGACAUCUUGACGCUGGGCUUGUUCGGGAGCUGCAAGCGCAAUUCACGGCAAAGUAUUGUAUUUCGAAUACUGAUAAGUGGAAGUUGAGUCCGGCUAUGGCAGUCAAAUACCCGUUCAUGCGUACUAGUAGUGCCCAGACGAGACUUCCUAUAAUAUCUGCAAGCGUGCUUGUGGGAUGCUGAUACCUGAAUACGGGGAACGACCGAGGAGUUGAUUGAGUACUGCGAGAGUGGAGGUCGUCUGUCUAUGAGAAGCUUCAUCAGCGGGCAUAAUUCACCAACAUAUCGAGGGGCAUCUUACCAAGACUACGG